Messenger RNA from Candidula unifasciata, 1548 nucleotides. Lineage: Eukaryota; Metazoa; Mollusca; Gastropoda; Stylommatophora; Geomitridae. The record is from the annotation of a GenBank genome assembly.
AUGGAUGUCUUUGUGUUGGCUGCGUUGAACCUGCUAGCCCUCUUGUGGGUGACUGGGGUUGAUGGAGAUGUGUUUGUGAAAGACUUGCACACAAAUCACACAAUUGGGAAAUACCCCGACUUGCAAGCCAGUUUUGGCGUAGAUUUUCCACCGGAUGGCUUGGAGGGAUGGCUGGUUUAUGCCAACGGUGACCACAAGGCAUGCAAGCCUGUCCAACCUCCUCCAAAGAACAGCACCUGGUGUGCUGAUUUUAAUUGUAAUUUCAUACUGCUGAUUGCCAGGGGUGGCGACUGUGAAUUUUCAGACAAGGUUUUAAAUGCUGAACAGCACAACUAUGCAGCAGUUAUUGUACAUAAUUACGUUCAUAGCGAAGAUGUCAUUUCUAUGGGGGGAGGUGUUAAUGGUUCCCUUGUGCAUAUACCGGCAACCUUCGUCGGCUACAGUAGUGGCAUGGAGCUGUGGGGGUAUAAUUAUACACAUCAGAGGUACAUCAUCACAAUCAUGGAGGAGGACGAAGAACUCAGAUUGUUCCUCUGGCCCUUUGCGGUUGUGAUAGGUGUCUGUUUUCUUAUCUUCAUGGUUUUUAUGUUAGUGAAAUUGUUAAGAGAGCAAGCCAGCAAGAAGGUGAAUCGCUUGUCAAAGAAGCACCUGAACAAGAUUCCAGUCCGCAAGUUCAAGAAAGGGGACUAUUACGACACUUGUGCCAUUUGUCUAGAUGAGUAUGAGGAGGGUGAGAAAAUCAGAGUUCUACCAUGUGACCAUGUAUAUCACAUGAAGUGUAUUGACCCCUGGCUGACUAAGAACAAGAAGACCUGCCCUGUGUGCAAGCGCCGGGUGAUACCUGACAGAGGUGCCGACUCAGAAUCCGAGUCUGAAGCAGAAAACUCGCCAGGUUCAGAGAACACUCCACUCCUGACGGGACAGACGCGAGGUCAGUCACACGGCAGCGUCACAGAGUCAGCUGUUGUUUUGAAUCCUGCAGAUCGUUCCUUGCUUCAAGAUUCAGAUAUAGAACAUGGAGCUGUGGGAGGCGAGGAUAUCUCCACUAAAAAUCCAAGACAGGAGACUUUGCUGACUCUAGCCAGGCCUGGUAGAGGCAACAUACAGGAGACUGAGGAGGGAAGUGACCCUAAUAAUGAGAGGAAAAGAAAGCGAAGGGACUGGUUGAGAAAUGGAGGAGAAGAAGAAGGAAGCAGAAGCUCCUUAUUAGUUGCAGAGAACCGGGUAGAUCGUAGAGAAAAGAGAAAACAGAGGAAGGAUAAGAAGAAAAAGGCAGAAAAUAAGCGGAAGUGCGAUGAGACAGGUGUGAAGACAGGACACGAGAAUGGGGUUGUGGAGCAGGCAGAUGCAUCAGACAUCUCUGCCACAGAUGUAGCCGGAGUCAGUCAAGUGAGAAGCUAUGGGGAAGAUGCACAAUUGAGAAGCUAUGAGGGAGAUGAACAGAUGAACCAUGAAGAGGGUGGACAAGACAACCCCAACUACACAGACUCUCCAGAAGUUGUGGUUGCUGCAGUGAGCGCCAGGCGGGAUUGGAGUGAUGUUGUUUGA